AGGAGGAGGAGGAGGAGGAGGAGGAGGAGGAGGAGGGUUCGCUCGCCUGCUCCGACGCAGACAUGGUGGACUGAUCCCCGGCGGGGCCGAGAGCAGGGUUUCCUGAGGCGCCCCCCGCGCGUGGCCCCGCCGCGCCCCGCGCCCCGCAGCCCCUCGCCGGCGCCCGCGUCGGGUGCGGCGGUCGGGCCGGGCAUUCGCGUUCCCGCCGCGUCCCGCGCCCGGUCCCUAUGGAGGCGCCGCUCGCCGGCGAGGCCGCCGACCAUGCCUAGGAGGGCCGGGAGCGGGCAGCUGCCGCUACCCCGGGGCUGGGAGGAGGCCAGGGACUACGACGGCAAGGUCUUCUACAUCGACCACAACACCAGGAGGACCAGCUGGAUCGACCCCCGGGACAGGUUAACGAAGCCCUUGUCGUUUGCCGAUUGUGUUGGGGAUGAACUUCCGUGGGGAUGGGAAGCAGGGUUUGACCCACAGAUUGGUGUCUACUACAUCGAUCACGUCAACAAAACCACACAGAUUGAAGAUCCACGGAAACAGUGGAGGGGGGAACAGGAGAAGAUGCUCAAGGACUAUCUCUCGGUGGCCCAGGAUGCUCUCAGGACACAGAAGGAGCUGUACCACGUGAAGGAGCAAAGACUGGCCCUGGCCCUCGAUGAAUAUGUACGACUAAACGACGCCUAUAAGGAGAAGUCAAGUUCUCACACAAGCUUAUUCUCAGGAUCUUCAUCCAGCACUAAGUACGAUCCCGAUAUUUUAAAAGCGGAGAUCUCCACUACGCGAUUAAGGGUUAAAAAGCUGAAGAGAGAACUCUCACAGAUGAAGCAGGAAUUGCUCUAUAAAGAACAAGGCUUUGAGACAUUGCAACAAAUUGAUAAGAAAAUGUCUGGAGGCCAGAGUGGCUAUGAACUCAGUGAAGCCAAAGCCAUUCUAACUGAACUGAAAUCUAUCAGAAAGGCUAUCAGCUCAGGAGAAAAAGAAAAACAAGAUCUGAUGCAGAGUCUCGCUAAGCUGCGGGAGCGGUUCCAUCUGGACCGGAGCACGGGCACAUCCGAGCCAGAUUUGAGGUCCAGUCCUGUGAACUCCCAUUUAUCUCUCUCCAGACAGACCCUUGACGCCGGGUCACAAACCAGCAUUUCCGGAGAUAUCGGAGUGAGAAGUAGAUCAAAUUUAGCUGAAAAGGUCAGGCUGAGCCUACAGUAUGAAGAAGCCAAAAGAAGUAUGGCCAACUUGAAAAUUGAACUGUCAAAACUGGACAGUGAGACCUGGCCCGGGGCGCUGGACGUCGAGAAGGAGAAGCUGAUGCUGAUUAACGAGAAAGAAGAGCUUUUGAAGGAGCUGCAGUUUGUCACGCCACAAAAACGCACCCAAGAUGAACUGGAGCACCUGGAGGCCGCCAGGCAGCGGCUGGAGGAGGAGCUGUUGUCCGUGAGGGGUCCGCCGAGCCGGGCGCUGACCGAGAGAUUGCAUUUGGAAGAGCGAAGGAAAGAGCUGCUACAGAAACUUGAGGAAACUACUAAAUUAACUACUUAUUUGCACUCCCAACUGAAAAGCCUCUCUGCCAGCACCCUGUCCGUGUCGUCCGGGAGCAGCUUGGGCUCCCUGGCCUCCAGCCGGGGAUCUCUGAACACCUCCAGCAGAGGGUCGCUCAGCUCCCUCAGUUCCGGAGAGCUCUAUUACACCGGCCAGAGCGACCAGGUAGACGCGGAUUAUCAGUGUAAACUGGACCUCCUUCUGCAGGAGAAAGGCGGCUACAUUCCUUCUGGACCCAUCACCACCAUCCACGAAAACGAGGUGGUCAAGUCCCCCAGCCAGCCUGGCCAGAGCGGCCCCUGUGGGGCGGCAGCCACAGCCACAGGCCACACUCCCCCACGGACUGAGGCCCCCAAGUCUGUGACGUCCCUGUCCUCACGGUCCUCCCUCUCCUCCUUGUCCCCUCCCGGCUCCCCCCUGGUUCUGGAAGGCACGUUCCCCAUGUCUUCCCACGAUGUCCCUCUCCAUCGGUUCACUGCUGACUUUGAAGACUGUGAAUUGAGUAGCCAUUUUGCAGACAUUGGCCUCGGUGACAAUCAGAUCUUGCUGGACUCGAACUCAGGAGGAGCGUCCCAGUCUCUCGCAGAGGAUAAAGACCUCAGCGAAUGCUCCCGGGAGCCGUUGUAUGAAGGAACUGCAGAUGUGGAAAAAUCAUUACCAAAAAGAAGAGUGAUCCACUUGCUUGGGGAGAAAAGUGCUUGCGUGUCAGCUGCUGUGUCCGAUGAGUCUGUGGCUGGAGACAGCGGGGUCUACGAAGCUUUUGUGAAACAGCCUAGUGAAGUUGAAGAUGUUCUGUACAGUGAAGGGGAUGUCACCAUCGUGGAGACUGCCCAGGUGCAGAUCGGACUCAGAUAUGAUGCCAGAAGGUCAAGUUUCAUGGUGAUUUUAGCACAGCUCCGAAAUCUCCAUGCCUUCCUGAUACCUCACACUUCAAAAGUGUAUUUCAGGGUUGCUCUGCUUCCCUGCUCAACUGACGUCAGCUGUCUGUUUCGAACGAAAGUCCAUCUAGCCACAGAAUCCAUUCUGUUCAACGACAUGUUCCGAGUGGCCAUCUCCCAAACAGCCUUACAGCGGAAGACGCUGAGAGUGGAUCUCUGCUCUGUCAGUAAACACCAAAGUGAACAAUGCCUGGCUGGAACUCAGAUCAGUUUGGCCGACUUACCGUUUUCCAAUGAGAUUUUCACUCUGUGGUAUAACUUGCUGCCUUCUAAACAAAUGUCUCGCAAAAAGAAUGGCGAAGAAAAUGAGGAUUCCGUAUUUCGACCAGACCAGCCGUUAAUCGAGCCUAUAGACUUGGAUGCCGUGUCAGCCCUCCUUGCAAGAACAUCAGCUGAGCUGUUGGCUGUGGAACAAGAAUUAGCACAGGAGGAGGAGGAAGAAGAAGAGCCAGGGCAGGAAGAAGAGGAAAGGGGUCCAGAUGGAGACUGGUUGACAAUGCUGCGGGAGGCCUCUGAUGAAAUCGCGUCUGAAGAAGAGGCGGACGUGAAGUUGCCCGAGGGCGGUCGCCGUGCAGGAGACCUGUGCUCGCGCCCCCGCGUGCCCGAGGCGGAGGAGGUCGUGGGCAGGAGAGAGGACGGCGGUGCUGAAGAGCGCGGCAGCCGGCCGCCCGGCGGGCCGUCCACCCUGGUUGAUAAAGAGACAAACACGGAUGAGGCCGGCGACACCAGUGUGGCAGUUCGCCCCAAAGACCGCAGCGGCCUGAGCACUCGGCAGCGCCCCUUUGUCCGCAGCAGCGUGAUCGUGCGCUCACAGACCUUCUCCCCGGGGGAGCGGAACCAGUACAUCUGCAGGUUGAAUCGAAGUGACAGUGACAGCUCAACCCUGGCUAAAAAAUCACUGUUUGUGAGAAACUCCACGGAACGGCGCAGUUUGAGGGUCAAAAGGACGGUGUGCCAGCCCGUCCUGAGAAGAACGGCGCAGGAACGGCCGGUGCGCACAUCCCUGGACCUAGAACUGGACCUUCAGGCGUCUCUCACCCGGCAGAGCCGCCUCAACGACGAGCUGCAGGCCCUGAGGGGCCUGAGGCAGAAGCUGGAGGCGCUGAAAGCUCAGGGGGAGACUGACCUUCCACCGGGCGUGCUGGAGGACGAGCGCUUCCAGAAGCUCCUGAAACAAGCUGAGAAACAGGCCGAACAGUCCAAAGAAGAGCAGAAGCAGGACUUGAACGCGGAGAAAUUGAUGCGGCAAGUGUCCAAGGACGUGUGCCGGCUGCGCGAACAGAGCCGGAAGGUGCCGCGCCAGGUGCAGUCCUUCAGGGAGAAGAUUGCCUACUUCACCAGAGCGAAGAUAAGCAUCCCGUCCCUGCCAGCCGAUGAUGUGUGAUCACAUCCCUGAAGACAUUACGUUGUCUCCUGUUCAUUCUUAGGGAGGGUACAAGACUGAACGUUUGUUUUGCUUCGGGGGGUUCUUUUUGUAACGUAACUAUCAACUCUUAAAGAGCUUUUAUUUCACAGCAGAUUUUCAACAUGUUAAUUUGUAAAGUA
Messenger RNA from Panthera uncia (snow leopard), 4010 nucleotides. It is a transcript of the gene WWC2, whose product is annotated as WW and C2 domain containing 2. Gene Ontology annotation, molecular function: molecular adaptor activity; kinase binding. Gene Ontology annotation, biological process: regulation of DNA-templated transcription; cell migration; negative regulation of organ growth. The transcript is spliced from 23 exons. The record is from RefSeq and is a predicted model, not a curated record. The coding region runs from base 262 to 3849 and encodes 1195 amino acids. NCBI's taxonomy places the organism in Eukaryota, Metazoa, Chordata, Mammalia, Carnivora, Felidae. Gene Ontology annotation, cellular component: cytoplasm.